AAAGCAUAUUAAAAGCUAGACCAUGCUCGUAUUCUUUUUGUACUCUCUCACCGGUCCGGUGGUUCCUCCCUGUCAUCUUCAACCUCAGGGCUUUCUCUUUCUCUGUGUCUGAGCUCGACAUUGCUCAAAGUCUUUGUUUCGUUCCAUUCGAGUUGCGAUCCAUGACGACACCAUCUUCUUCCUCCUCCUCAGCUCCGCAAUCGCAAUUCACCUAUUCCAACCCCUCCUCCUACUUCCCUGUGCCCUUUCAUCUACAGCAACCUGCAACCACUCACUAUGCUGCACCCUAUGUUGCUGCUCCGUCCGUGCAAAUCCCGGCACCUCCCAUCGUCGGUCCUGUUGUGCCAGCACCGGUGGCAGGGGUAUACUCCACUGUGCCACAAUAUCAGGCACAACAGUUAUUUGAGAGGGAUGCACAGAUAAUAACGCCGGAAGCUCUUGAGAAUGUUAAGGCAGCAAUUGCAAGCAGCGAUGUCGAGCACAAAGCAGACGCCAAAAAGAAAGCAGUUCCUCGCAAAGCUGCUGGCCAAUCUUGGGAGGAUCCCAUCCUCGCAGAGUGGCCAGAAGAUGAUUAUCGGCUCUUUUGCGGCGAUCUUGGUAAUGAAGUGAAUGAUGAUGUUCUUUCAAAAGCAUUUUCACGAUUCCCUUCCUUUAACUUGGCACGGGUUGUCAGAGAUAAACGGACUGGUAAAACAAAAGGUUAUGGAUUUGUGAGCUUUGCCAAUCCUGCUGACCUUGCUGCUGCUGUUAAAGAAAUGAAUGGAAAGUAUGUUGGAAAUCGGCCGAUAAAACUACGCAAGAGUAAGUGGAAGGAGAGGACAGAUUAUGAAGCACUGGAAAAACAGAAGAAUCACAUUCAAAAGAAACCGAAAUUGCCAAGGAAAGGCGUGCUGCACAAGUGACAAAAGGCCAGAAUCUGUGUAAAUCAGAUUACUAAUUUAACUAAGUAUAUGAUAGGGUUAAGAGAAUGCCUAAACCUCUUGUUACCAAAGUGUAUGUUAGGCACCAGCCUAGCAGUAAUAAGAAUAACUAACCAAACUCUGUUAGCAAUAACUAACUGAAUUCUGUUAGUUAAAGAAUCCUAUAAAUAAGAGCUCUAACUAAUGGGAAGGGAGUUUUUUGAGCAUAUUGUGAUUUGGAGACUAACUGAAUUGGGAUUCAGUUAGAGUUGGGUACAGAAGUUCAACUGAAUCCCAAUUCAGUUGAACCUUUUUCAGUUGUAAUUCUCUGUUCUAAGUUCUUCUUCUAUAAGCAAUAAAGAUUCUCAGUUUUGCUCUUU
Glycine soja is the source of this 1279-nucleotide messenger RNA. RefSeq names its product RNA-binding protein 42-like. Lineage: Eukaryota; Viridiplantae; Streptophyta; Magnoliopsida; Fabales; Fabaceae. The transcript has 7 exons. The record is from RefSeq and is a predicted model, not a curated record. Gene Ontology annotation, molecular function: mRNA binding. Bases 162 to 902 code for a protein of 246 amino acids.